AUGUCCUCAAUCGGUAUAAAUAUGAUAGUGGAUGAUUCCCAGGGAGUCCAAAACAAUAUUUUCGGCCAAUACCGCGAGCUCCCCAACAUCAACACCCAGUUCUUCGAGAAAGCUCCUUGUUCUUUCCGGGAUCGUUCCGCGAGACCCAAACCAGAGGCCUCUCACGGUGAACUCUCUCUCUCCGAAGGUCUCGCGGAAUUUCUCUUUUAG
Molecule: messenger RNA, 210 nt
Organism: Nezara viridula (southern green stink bug)
Lineage: Eukaryota; Metazoa; Arthropoda; Insecta; Hemiptera; Pentatomidae
Source: the annotation of a GenBank genome assembly